CUAGAGAGAGAAUUAAUCUUUUUCUGUCUGUCAUCUCUGCAACUUUCCAACAUUUCUCUUACCUUUUCUCCCCCCUAUUCUUCGGUUCUUCAAGGUGAUCAAGUUUUUUAUUCCAUCUAGGUUUCAUAAACUUAAUUCUCAGUAACUUCUGCUAUGUGUUUGAUUAAAUGCACCAGAGAAUCUUUAGAGUGUUUUAUUUACGUCACUAACACUCAAAUCUAGGUAACACCCACAUGAGCAUGUUUGGUUAUUUCGUUAUCCAAUGCCAUUAUUUCUUCAGAUUCUGCUUAGCAUUUGGUUCGAAUCACCCUCUUUUUACUUCAAGAUUUGCUUUUAAACCGAUUGAUUCUUGAUGGGUUAAAUCUCUGUUGUUGCAGGUUGAAUUGGGUAUUCAGUCUGCUUGAUAUGCAGAGGUUAUAUUAUCAGAAGAAAUAGCAGUUUUUGGAUCAAUGGGUGUUAAGAGAUCUAUGUUACUUCAAUGAAUAAACUAUAUGCUGCACUGGGUUCUCCUGCUCUUCCGGGAUGGACGGCUAGUGGUGGAGACCCAUGUAUUGAGGCUUGGCAAGGUGUUGCAUGUGACAUUACUAAUACGAACAUCUUAUCGAUAACUGUUCAUGGUGCCAAUUUGGGAGGAGAACUGGGUGAUACCCUAGGAUCGUUAACUUCAGUCCAAAGCAUAGAUUUGAGCAAUAACUUGAUUGGGGGUAGCAUUCCAACCGCUCUUCCUGUUACCAUCAUGAAUCUUUUUCUUGCAGAUAACAACUUCACUGGAAGCAUACCAGAUACACUAUCCUCUCUAACACAAUUAACGGCCAUGUCUCUAAAUGAUAACAAGUUGUCCGGAGAAAUACCCGAUUCCUUUGAAGGCCUUACUGCUUUGGUCAAUCUAGAUUUAUCCAGUAACAAUUUGAGUGGUGAACUACCUUCCUCCUUGGGAAGUGUGUCUUCUCUAACUACCUUUCAUUUGCAGAACAAUCAACUCUCCGGGACUCUGGAUAUUCUACAAGAUCUUCCAUUGCAGGAUCUGAAUGUAGAGAAUAACAUGUUCAAUGGACCCAUACCUGAUAAGUUACUUGUCAUUCCCAAUUUCAGAAACAGUGGGAAUCUAUUCAAUGCUAGUACAGCCCCAUUAGCACCACCUGGAUCCCCAACUCCUGCCACACCCACAGGUUCCGGAACGCCUUUUUUUCCAUCACCUCGACAAACACCUGGAAAGCAACCACCUGGUAAACAAGUACCACAACAGGCCGAUGGCCCAUCAUCAACACAAGAUUCUAACUCUAGCACCACAAGGAAGUUUUGGACACCCAAAAAGAAAGUUUGGGUAUCUAUUGGAUCAAUAUUUGGUUUUAUAGUUCUGGCAUUAGUGUGUCUGCUAUUUGUGCCAAAAUGCUUCCAAAGAAAACGACUUCCAGCUUUGAUACCCAAGAGGCACGAGAUAGCUCCAUACAAAAAUAUUAACAGAGAUAAUCAUAUAGAGAAUGGAGCCUUUGCUCAACCUACCAAUCAAGCCGAUAAAGUUCCAAAGGUGGCAGCUGUGAUGCCAAAAGAGGAGCAACAACAAACGUUUUCACCGCCACCACCACCACCACCAAGAAGAACAGGUCUGAGUCUGAAAUCACAAAAUGAUCAGGAGAUGAAUGUGCAAAGACUGGCUGCCAUUCCAAAGCAGGAGAGUCAGGAGAUAGACUUUAGCAGAUUUGAUAUAGAUUCAAUGCGGCCACCUCCACCGCCACCACCACCGCCACCCCCACCUCCACUUCCCUCAUCACAACCACUUCAUCUACCUUUUGAUAAGGUUAUUGUAGAGCCCAUUGUACCUGUUGAAGUAGCAAGACCUUCCACCAAACCUCUUGUGCCUCGUACAUCUGUCAGAUCUUACACAAUUGCAUCUCUUCAGCAGUACACAAACAGUUUUUCUCAGGAUAAUUUUAUUGGUGGAGGAAUGCUGGGGAGUGUUUAUAGGGCACAACUUCCGGAUGGAAAGUUGCUUGCUGUCAAGAAGUUGGAAAAAAGGGUUAUCAGUCAACAGAAGGAGGCAGAUUUCAUUGAGCUUGUUAAUAAUCUUGAUAGAAUUCGCCAUGCUAAUGUUGUUGAACUCAUGGGUUACUGCUCAGAACAUGGUCAAAGGCUAUUAAUCUAUGAGUACUGUAGUAGCGGGACUCUUCAGGAUGCACUACAUUCCGAUGAUGAUGAUAAAAAGAAACUUCCAUGGAAUGCACGCAUUCGAAUGGCACUUGGAGCUGCAAGAGCCUUAGAAUAUCUACACGAGCUCUGUGAGCCGCCUGUUAUUCACAAAAACUUCAAGUCUGCCAACGUUCUUCUAGAUGAAGAUCUUUCUGUGCGUGUUUCCGAUUGUGGUUUGGCUCCUUUAAUAUCAAGAGGCUCAGUAACUCAGUUAUCAGGACACCUCCUAUCAACCUUCGUUUAUGGGCCCCCAGAAUUCGAGUCGGGAACCUAUACCUCUAUGAGUGACGUAUACAGUUUUGGGGUGGUGAUGUUAGAACUCUUAACAGGCCGAAUGGCUUAUGACAAUACACGACACCGUGGGGAGCAGUCGUUGGUCAGAUGGGCGGUCCAUCAACUUCACGAUAUUGAUGCAUUAUCGAGGAUGGUUGAUCCUUCUCUCAAUGGAGAAUAUCCCGUCAAGUCGUUAUCGAAUUUUGCAGAUAUUAUAUCACGUUGUGUUCAGGCGGAACCAGAGUUUAGGCCACCGAUGUCGGAAGUGGUGCAGGAUCUGAUACAGAUGAUAAGAAGAGAGUCUUCUAAUAGAUCAGAUGGGGAUUAAAUUGGUUGAUUGCUAUAUUAGGAAUAGUGAAUGAAUGAUGGUCAAAGAAAGUCAAAGGUGCCAAAUGAAGGUGAAUGCCCCCAUGGGCUGGGCAUGGCUAGCAGCCUAACACACUUUUACUCUUGUACAAAGGGGAAUGUCCAAGUUUCAUCUGGUCCCUCCCAAUUCUUAUGGUCAAAUUGGUAAUUUUUAUGGUCAAAAUGGUAAAUUUUUAACUCCCAUAUCAUUAUUCAUGUGUAAUUUUCAUAUGUUGACAAUCUAUUGCUUGUGAUUAUUUAAUUACAUUUUUCCUGGAUUG
Molecule: messenger RNA, 3086 nt
Organism: Cynara cardunculus var. scolymus (artichoke)
Lineage: Eukaryota; Viridiplantae; Streptophyta; Magnoliopsida; Asterales; Asteraceae
Product: protein STRUBBELIG-RECEPTOR FAMILY 3-like
Exons: 17
Coding region: 479-2788 (769 amino acids)
Biological process (GO): protein phosphorylation
Molecular function (GO): protein binding; protein kinase activity; ATP binding
Source: RefSeq, a predicted model, not a curated record